Messenger RNA from Magallana angulata, 3897 nucleotides. Its product is annotated as UBX domain-containing protein 11-like. Lineage: Eukaryota; Metazoa; Mollusca; Bivalvia; Ostreida; Ostreidae. Gene Ontology annotation, biological process: proteasome-mediated ubiquitin-dependent protein catabolic process. Bases 381 to 2018 code for a protein of 545 amino acids. Gene Ontology annotation, molecular function: ubiquitin binding. The transcript has 14 exons. The record is from RefSeq and is a predicted model, not a curated record.
AUCAAUUCCCUGUACCAACCAUGGACAGAGCUUGGAGUACAUAUGUUAUAUAAUUUCUAGUUGGAUGUUGCACUAAUGUGCAUAGACCUGCUGGAUUCAGCGUCAUGUAUUACAUACAUGGAUACUGUCUAAAUGAACUGAGAUAAAACUGGAAUUAAAUGGUCUGUGAGUUUUGCAUUGUUUGGUGACAUUCUCAGUCUGUUAUUUUCUAAAUCGUUUAUUUGGAAUAUAAUAUGGAAUAUUCUAUCUUUGAGCUUGACUUUGGGUAUAAUAUGCACCUACUCAACUAUAACAAGUGUUUUAAUAAGUAUGUACAUUAACUGACUGGGAGUUAAAAUUCAACCCAAGACUUAUAAGGUUCUCUGUUCUGUGAAAUAACUAUGUCCUGCUAUUUUCUUCCUUGGAGAGUUCAACUUUUUCUUGAUGAUGAGAGCCGACUUCUAGAUGAGAUUACCCAUAACAUGGCGACGAGUCGACUCAAGGCAGCUCACCGUACGGACCCCUUCCACGGAGGUCUGCCAAAACUUGACACAGCCCGUUCACAGGCGACCCACAACAACCCUGUACCCAGGGUCAACAACCCACCCCACGAGAGAAUGAAUUCCUCGUCAUCAUUUCUAGAUGACACGCCCCCAGAUAAUGCUACAUUUUUGACAGGUCCCCCUAGCGACCAGGAAUUGAUGGCCACCAUGAUGACGCGAAUCACUCUACUGGAACAGAAAGUUCAGUCACAGUCCAAAGAACUGACCGAGAAGGACAAAAAAAUCAAGAUUUUGGAAGACAAAGUUAAUAUAAUGAAGAAAGCUCAGGGUGACCUGUCUCCAGGCGAGUCACGCGAACUGGAGAAAAAAUGUCUGCUCCUUCAACAACAUGUCCAUGAAAUGGAGGCGUUUUUGGCUGACUAUGGAAUGGUGUGGGUGGGGGAGAAGUCAGACACAGGAUCCUCCUACUACAAUGACAAGUCGUCCAAUGACAGUGACAGUGAGGAAGACGAGGGGGAGGGGGAGGUCUGGAGGCCAGAGACUUCUCUGUCCCACAAUGCUGUUCCUGACACAGCCAUAGCAACUACCGCCAGAUCAGAAACCGUCCAAUCAAAAUUCACAGUGGAUUACGACAGACUUAUAGAGAAUAUCAAGGACCUGAAUGUCUUGGCGGGGGAGGGCGUGUCCAAGAUCCACCACACUAAUGAUGGGGCCAGACUAAGGCUCCCUGACCCAGUUCCCCUGGUGUUCUAUGCAAACGGUAUCAUGCUGUUCAGUGGACCGUUUCGACCUUUCAGUGACCCCGUGACCCAGCAGUGUGUACAGGACAUCCACGAUGGAUACUUCCCCUCCGAGUUACAGACAAAGUUCCCGGACGGUGUGCCAUUUGUGGUGACAGAUUACAGGGACACGUAUUUCAAGGACACUCGGCGAGAAGUGUUCCGAGGGGCGGGUCAGGUGUUAGGGGGAGAGACCAGGCCAUCUAGACUGGUCCCCGAAUCCAAGACAACUGAGAAAAAUCAUGACUCAGCCCCAACCAAUACACCUGAACAUACACAGCUAAAGAUUGCUACACAACUACCAGGAGCAAAGAUGACUGUGGGUCAGUUCUUACAGAAACUGCCAAAGUCUGUGGUCAAGGACGGGAAAGUGAUCGACAUCCGAAACUCUGUGGGAGAGAAUUUAAUGGAUGGUAAGGGAGGUCAGCCUGCUGUUACAGUGGUGGAAACAGACACAGUGAAGGACAUCAAGAGGAGACUUGAAGGUAGCGAGGACAGACGACCUAUGACCCCAAGAAACAUCACAACACUCCGAGUAAAAUCUGACACUGGUAACCACACAUAUAUACUGAAGAUGAAGUUCCAGGAGACGAUACGAGAUCUACGGAAAUACAUUGAUCUACACAGGUCUUCAAACUCUCAGCCCUAUAACAUCGUGUCGGCCUACCCAAGCAAGAUUUUUGAUGACGAGAUGGUUUCGUUACUAGAUGCAGGACUCACUCCAAACGCCGUGUUACAUUUACGUGUACGGAAGUGAUUGUCAUUUAGGAAACCAUUAGACUAGCUAUUUGAUUACUAACGUUGUGUGUAUAACAGAGAUUUAUAGUCUGUGAUUUAUUUACUGCUGAUCUGUGAAAACAAAUCCUUUUAAAAUCCAGAGACAUAACAGUUAUGUCAAAAUUUUAACAAACUAACUUGUAAUACCCUGAAGUGGGGUUUAUCAGUCAUAUGUUCCAGUUUAUUUUCUACGAUUUCUUGUUGUACAUGACAUUGUUUUUUUAGACUAAAUUAAAAUUUUUGAACAUUAUUUUUUAACUGUACGUGUAUUAUGAUCUGGAUCAUUGUAUAAUCAUUAUUAGAUCAUCUUUGAAUAUAAGUGAGGUGUAAUUAAAUAUAAAUUACUCUGUGCGUGUAGAUGUUGUAGUGUGUAGCACGGAGAACUGCUGACAGUUAGAACUCAUGUUGAGUGAUUUUUACUGCAUAUUGCAUUUUUAUAGUACGUACUUGUGAAGAGUUAUCUUUCUUGCAAUACAGAAGUUGCACCAAUUUCAAUACCAAAUCAGUAGUAUUAUCACUGCUUCAUCGAUUUGAGGUUAUGUUGUUAUUCAGUUUGGUUAAUCUGCUGUCUCAAAAAUUAUCCCUUAUAUGUUCACGGUCUUUUAUCUUUGAUCUCAUGACCUUGACCUUUGACCUUUAUUGUUCAUCGUUAUAUGAGGUUGUGAUCUGUGAUUCUCACAAUCAAUGAUGAUAGGCUUUGAGUCAUUAAUUAAGGUCUUACUAUUGUAAGCCCCUCAAAAAAAAUAAAUAAAUAAAUAAAAACAAUACAAAAUGAUACAUUUAUUGCAAACAUAUACUGAUUAGUAUUUGAAGAAGGUAUAACCUGAUGAUAAAGGCUAUAUCAGUUAAUAUCUGUGUUCUGCUGAUUUCUCAUAUUGACAUGUUAUAAGCUUUGAUGUUUCUUGAAAUUGUUGAAAUUUAAUAAAUCAGUACUGUAAACCAACUUUUAUCUGCGACUAAUUUCAUGAUUUGGAGGAGAUAAACUGGUCUGCGGCGACUAAUUUUUGCAAUCGAGAUGUAGAUUGUCUUGAAAAUAUUAUGCAAGAGACAUUAAUGAGAACUGAUUCUUGCAAGAAAUAUUUGCAAUGAUGAGGCUCGCAUUAACCUUGCUAAAAUUACACUCGCAUGCGAAAAGGUGGUUUACGCUAUAUUUUUUCUGAUGGAUAUGAGCAGUGCUGGUAUUGAUGCUCUGUGACAUGUUAUGUGUAUUAACAUGAUUGUGUUCGAGGCAUGCUAUUAAUUCUAAAACAAGUGUAUGUGAUAUGUGUAUUAUUGUACGUAGUCAGCGCAUUUAUCAGUUGUUUAAGUGAUACACAUUGUUUUAGUUGUUUGAGUGAAUGUAUAUGAUCUUCAUGCAUGUUGAGAUGUGUUAAGUUAAUGUUUUACUUGUAGUAUUUAGUAUGGCGUAUACUUAGAUGUUUGAACAUGUGUUCAAUGUUGUAUGUAAUUUUGAUGAAUGUGAGAUUAACAUAAUGUACAUUUUAACAUACAUAUAUAUUGUGCGAGUGAUCAAGUUUUAUACAGUCUGAUUUAAAGUAAGUGAUAGAGAGGCCGGGGCCGAUUAUAAUCAGAGUGAGGUGUACUCACUUAUUCUGUUUGUCAGAACUGUCUUAAAAUGUAUUAUUUUAUUGGAAGCCAUGAUAGAUAUCUGUCUUAAACUGUCUUCAGAUGUAUUUAUUUGAAGCCAUAGAUCUGUGAUGAAAUCCAAGUGUUGUAUGAAUUACAGCUAAUUUAAACCAUUUUUGGUUUAUUAAUUUGUAUGCAUGGACAUAAAGAAUAAAACCUUGAAUGAAAAAUAAAGUUGAACUUGUUUUACCAAUCUGAUAACAUUAUAAAAUAAAUGAUUGAUUUUAAAAGAA